Cyprinodon tularosa is the source of this 1207-nucleotide messenger RNA. RefSeq names its product B-cell receptor CD22-like. The transcript has 6 exons. The record is from RefSeq and is a predicted model, not a curated record. Gene Ontology annotation, biological process: cell-cell adhesion. NCBI's taxonomy places the organism in Eukaryota, Metazoa, Chordata, Actinopteri, Cyprinodontiformes, Cyprinodontidae. Gene Ontology annotation, cellular component: membrane. Bases 77 to 1207 code for a protein of 376 amino acids.
GAGUAAUAAUGGCUGGGGAGUGACUUACAGGCCUUCUCAGGGGGGUAUCUGUGCCUUAAAAGGAUCAACGGUGGAAAUGAAAUGCGAGUACAGAUACCCAAAUAGUAAAGAUGGCACAAUAACCAAAGUGCUGGAACAAUUUUGGAUUACUGGAAAUGAUCAUGUCAGUUUUGCGACCAAGAAGGAGUAUGAAGGGCGUGUGACAAACAGCUGUAGUAGGCAGAAGAAGAGAUGCACUUUGAGGAUUACAGACCUGAAAGAAAGCGACUCAGCUGUUUACAAGUUUAGGUUUAUUACAAACCUACUACUUGGAAGCUAUACUGGUGAACCAGGAAUCCAAUUGUCUGUCACAGACCUACAUUUAACUGUUUCUGUCCAACGGAAAGACUCAUUAAAUUCCAUUUUAACACUGAAGUGUUCCAGCUCUUGUGUUUUACCGCCUAAAUCUACAUAUGUUUGGUACGAAAACGGACAGAAGAUCAACCAUGAUAAAUCUACGUAUUCAAUCAAUAGUGACUCUCUAGACAGCAUAUCCUGCGCUGUUAAAGGACAUGAGGAUUUCCCUGCUCCUUUAAUAUAUGCUCCAGUUUCUCCUUCUCUCUCAGCUGAUCCCUCUGCUGACAUAUUUGAAGGCAGCUCAGUGACUCUGAGGUGCAGCAGUGAAGCUAAUCCACCAGCAAACUACACUUGGUACAAGAAGACUAAAACUUCAACCCUUCAACCUCUCAGUCGAGGUUCAGAGUUUCCUCUGAAUAACAUCCAAUCGUCUGACUCUGGUGAAUACUACUGUGAAGCUGAGAACCAGCUGGGGAAAAGAAGAUCUACUAACCUAAAUGUUGAUGUGAAAUAUCCUCCAAGGCUCCCCUCUGUCUCUGUGAAUCCUCCUGGUGAGAUAGUGGUGGGAGGUUCAGUGAAUCUGACCUGCAGCAGUGAUGCUAACCCAGCAGCUACGUAUGCCUGGUACAAAGAGAACACAGCUUCACCAGCAGCAGAUGGACCAAUGCUGACCAUUGUGAACAUCAGACAUGAAGAUGGUGGAAAUUAUUACUGUGAGGCCAGAAACAGCAGGGGGCAGCAUAACUCCACCCUACAACUGAUUGUGGUUACAAGUUCAGCUACAUCUGCUAUUGCUGGAUCCAUCACAUUUUUACUCCUGGUUGGGUUGUUUGUGGUUGCCUUUUUCAUUUUUAGGAAAAAGAUGGCUUAA